AUGUCUCCUCGCCUUCUCUCGCUCUUUGCCCCCUCCCUCCUCCUCAACUCCUUGCGUCUUCCAGGUCGUGCUGCUGACGAGUCGCUGGACUUCUCGGAUCCUGAAGAGUCGCGAUUUGCCGGCGUGUUCUCAGACGGCCUCCUGGCCAAGUCUGACCCUAUCCUGUCCAUGUCGACUUUUCAAAAACCCCCGACAGCGACCCUGCUAGAUUAUGAGUCUACGCGGUCUCUGCACGAUGGCCCUUCCUACUCCAAUUAUGGACAGAAUACUUAUGUGACAAAUACUCCGCUCGUCCCCUCUCCUAUGGCAGAUCAAGCCAGUCAAAUCUCGGACUGCGGCCCCUAUCUGCCGAAUCAAGAGUACGCCAGCUCGUAUGAAGAAGGCCGGUCACCCAUGAUGAGUGGAGAACCCCGUCAAUUGCCGGAAGUCAUCUCAUAUACUCCCCAAAGAGGAUCGGAAGGUACCAGAGUAUUUGUCCAAAUUCAAUCGACGCACGACCUCCACUCAUCUGCAUAUACAACCCUCCAUCUCGUCUUCGGCUCGAAGAAGUGCGAGUGCACCCCGCACUUCCUGGGCUUGCAGGGCCCAUCCUUCCAAUAUGCUCUUUCUGCCGACACUCCUCCCUUCCUCUCCACGGGAUCCCCGUCAUUUGCUGUGCCCCUGCAGAUUACGAUCGAAAGUACUCACAGCGGCGGCCCCGCUACUACUACCUUGCAAGUCGGCGUCUAUACCUAUGAGCAUGCUUCACAGCACUCCCCCACGGAUGAAACGCGCAAGAGGAGGGUCCCCUCUUUCUCCAAGGACGCUGCGUACCGGCCAAUCAAACGGGCACCUGCUGCCCCAGCGCAUACCUCUUAUGAAGAUGGCCGAUCGACCUCCUACUCCCCGUACCUGCAGCCGCUCCCCGCCAUGAGCGGCUAUAUGCCUCCAUACCAUCAUCCCACUUCGUCGCCCCGAGUUGCCUCUUCGCAAUAUUCCGCUGUUUCAACACCGCACUCCUCCAUUCGAGCACCAUCUCCGCUCACCCCCUCGUGGACCCCCUCCCUCGUCAAUGUCAGCAGUGAUGCAAGAAAUCCGAACUACGCCAUCGCUCACGGCUACCGCCAGCAUAAAUCAUCCUCGCCAGCACGGCCUGCGAAUCCAACCCUGAUUCGGACGUCGACCUUGCAACAGGCGAAUGGUCUGGGCCAUGCCCAAUCCUUCAACCCUUACGCCAUGUAUCCAUCCAAAGCGGUCUUGAAACUGAACGGCGACCUAGACACCAUGACGGAGAAGUGGACACCGGAGGAGCGCGAAACCAAGCGGCGACUAGUCCAGUUCAACCGUAUACAGAACGGCAGCACGAUCCACGCCGACUUUAAGCCCGUCGCUCCGGAGGAACGCGGACCCAACAGUAUCUGCAUCAGCUGCAUCUACUGGGAAGGCAAAGACGAGUGCUUUGUCACCAGCGUCGAUACUAUUUACCUGCUCGAAUCUCUCGUCGGGGUUCGCUUCACUGUUGAGGAGAAGAACCGCAUCCGCCGAAACCUGGAGGGCUUCCGACCCCUGACUGUCUCGAAGGCCAAAGCCGACAGUGAAGAUUUCUUCAAGGUCAUUAUGGGCUUCCCUGCGCCCAAGCCUCGAAAUAUCGAGAAGGAUGUCAAAGUGUUCCCUUGGAAGAUCCUCAGCCAUGCGCUGAAGAAGAUCAUUGGGAAAUAUUCUGCUAGCUACUCUUCCACCGCCGGAGCACUGCCCACGCCCAUGGCUUCCAAUUAUCCAGGCAAUGGAGCCCCAUCAGACUCCGGAACGGAACCGUAUAACGCAGCGUCGCCGCAAUCCGUUUCCGACGCUGCUCCCCCCAGCACAUAUUGUCACAGCAUUGCCACCCCCGCCUAUUCCCCUCCCACCGACUCCUCGGGCCCCGAGCUGCGCGCUGUACUCCCUGCGGUCAGCCAGCCCUAUCAUAGCAUGGCGCCGGGGUACUCAUAUCCCGCUGUCUGCCAGCAGCAGAGCCAUGUUCCCCUCGCCGCACCUGUUAGCCGACCCUCCUGGGAGCUGGGCAGUCUUGCCCAUCACCCUUCCGCUAGCGCAGGGCAUUCGGGCAAUGGCUCCUGCUAUAAUUAUAUGGCUCCCAUGCCUUAUUCGCUGCCUGACCCCGCCCACGGGUCUUGA
Messenger RNA from Aspergillus clavatus NRRL 1, 2151 nucleotides. It is a transcript of the gene medA, whose product is annotated as transcriptional regulator medA. Gene Ontology annotation, cellular component: nucleus. The record is from RefSeq and is a predicted model, not a curated record. NCBI's taxonomy places the organism in Eukaryota, Fungi, Ascomycota, Eurotiomycetes, Eurotiales, Aspergillaceae. The transcript has 4 exons. The coding region runs from base 1 to 2151 and encodes 716 amino acids.